Labeo rohita (rohu) is the source of this 1135-nucleotide messenger RNA. RefSeq lists its product as uncharacterized. The transcript is spliced from 10 exons. Gene Ontology annotation, cellular component: nucleoplasm. Gene Ontology annotation, biological process: negative regulation of DNA-templated transcription; negative regulation of gene expression, epigenetic; protein localization to heterochromatin. NCBI's taxonomy places the organism in Eukaryota, Metazoa, Chordata, Actinopteri, Cypriniformes, Cyprinidae. Bases 54 to 995 code for a protein of 313 amino acids. The record is from RefSeq and is a predicted model, not a curated record.
AUCAUCAUCAGAUCAAGCUGCAGUUAACAGUAAGAAGAAUCAGAUCAGUCAUCAUGACGUACAAGGAGCUCAGCAUCAGACGGCUCUAUGACAGACACGUUCGAAGAACACCAGUGCCGUAUCGGACGGUGCGAAUCGUGGCCAAACGUCCGUCCGUCUGCUGGCCAGAGGAGCACGACUACAGACGGAUCUAUUAUGGAGGAGAUCAUGGAUUAAUUCAUCACAGCGAGAAAUUGCAGGAACACAGAGAGCGACUGCUCAAGCAGCAGGAGGCGCUGUAUUCCUAUAACACACAAGAGGAUCGUCCAGCAGGACCACAGGCCGAUCUCAGGGUUGGUGGCGCUGUUUCCUCCCAGUCUGGGGUCAGAGGUCAAAGGUCAGGCCGUCUUCGGCCCGCAUCCAGCGGAGGAGGAAAGGACACGCUCCUGCAGGCCAUCGCCAAUCUGAACAAAAUGGUUGAUGGUAAAGACGUCAGACGCGGGACUCUGAUGCCCUUCGUCCGCCAGCGUUUACCUGAGAGCACAUACGCCCCGUCCCGAGUGUGCAAACAGAAGCAGAACAGCAGCGGCGGGUCGCUCUCGGACGCUCGAAACUGCACUAAACAAUCAGACAAACACAGGCCGUCCAGUGAUCUCUCUGGAAGAUCUGCACAUGCUUCUGCAUCAGCCAGCAAGAUAUUUUUCUCCGAUUUGGACGAGAUUCCAGGUUUGGGCGGAGAACCAGGGGAACCGACACUGGAAGAACGUCAUGCUCAAGCCAUCAAAAACAAAGUUCUGGAGAUUGAAAAGUUGUACAAACAGGACUGCGAGACCGUCGGAAUAGUGGUGAGGAUGCUUAUAUCCAAAGAUCCAACUCUCGGACCGACGCUCCUGUCUGCACUGCAUAAGAACCUGGUUGAAAUCGGUGACAAAUAUUUGGAAAACCUCAGCCGAUUCAUCUCUGAGGUGAGCGCGUUGGUCAAACCCAACCAGACCAAACCGGCCAAACCUAACUGACCGUGAAAUGCGUCGUCACUUCCUACUGUCUAGCGGUAACGUUUGUUUCGUUUGUGCCAAUUUUGUUGUCAUAUUAUUCAGCACAGCCGUCUUGAGACCAUUAAGUUCAAGAACCACAGUUCAUUGUUCACCUUGUAUUC